AUGGAACAACAAAAUCAAAUAAGUAAAGAAUUUGUAACAGCAAAAAUGUCAUCACCAAUACCAAUUAAAAAAUCACCAUCACAUCAAUCAUUAUUUUCAACAUCAAUAUUAGGGUCAUCGCCAACAUCAAAUAGUUCAUCAGGAUCAAAUACACCAACAUCUUCAUCAUCGUCGCCAAGUAAUUCAAAUGGUAGUUGGACACCAGAAAUAUUUAAUAGUUUAAUAUCAUCAUUAACAAAUUGGUUAAAAGGUAUUGAAGAGAAUAAAGUAUCCGAAGAAGAAUAUAAAAUUAGAGAGAGUGAAUUAUGGCUCGAUUGGGAAUGGAUUUUAUCGACAACCGAAGAAUUUUUAAUUAAACAAAAUCAAACAGAGAAUGCUCGUGUACUUGGUGAAUUGGAUAUUUUAAAGAGAGCGGCAUCAAAUUUAAAAGUUAAACCAAUUUUUAUCAAUAGAGCAAAUUUAAUUUUAAAAGAACAAUUAUUUGAACAACAAGAUAUCGAUUUACUUUCAACAUCACCAUUAGAUCCAAAUAAAAGAUUGGGUAUAAUUACUACAAUUAUUAAUACUUUAGAAGUUGAAUGGUUAAAUUAUAUUAAACAAAAAUAUUUUUACGAUGAUAAUAAUAAUAAUAAUAAUAAUAAUAAUAAUAAUAAUAAUAAUAAUAAUAAUAAUAAUAAUAAUAAUAAUAAUAAAAUUACCGAUAAUAAUUUUAACAAUAACAAUAAUAAUAAUAACAAUAACAAUAAUAUUAAUAAUAAUGAAGAUAUUAACGAUAAAAACGAUGAUAAUACCGAAUCAACAACAACACAAUUCGAAUUAGCCGAAGAUGGUUGGGAAGAUAAUUUAAAUAAUAGUGUAAAUUCUACAUCAAGCAAUAUUAGUAAUUCUAAUAACAACAACAACAACAACAACAACAACAACAACAACAACAACAACAACAACAACAACAAUAUUAAUAAUUUAAUAAAAGAAGAAGAGGAAGAAGAAAAACAAGAAAAAGAAGAUUAUGAUUUUGGUGAAAAUAGUAAUAUUAAUUUUGAAGAAACUAAAGAAGUUAGAAAAAUUGAUAAUAGUACAAUCGAUGAUAUGAUUGUAUUAAAAAAGAAUAUUAAUAAGAUUACAUGGGAACAAUUUAUGGAUAAUUUUAAAGGUUCAAAAUAUUCAAAGGGUGUACAUGGUAGAAUGAAGGAUCUGGGUUGGCAAGCAUCACAUGGUGUCGAUGGUUCCUUGAAUUCAAGGGUAAUUGGUGAUGUUACUUGGUCAAUUUGGAAUACUCUUUCAUCUGCUGUCAAAUCCAUUAGAGAAGUUACCACCGAAGAAAGUAAUGAACUCAUCGAUAUCGUUUGUUUAUUACAACCAAUGUUGGUUAGAAUGUGGUUGGAUACAAUUAAAAACUCUAGAAUCGGUGUUAUGAACGAAGGUAUAGUCGUGGCUCAAUGGAAACAAGAAGAAUCGAAAAAGAAGAAAAAACAAUUGGAAUUAAAAAAAUCUGGAAAAUUAGAUAAAUAUACAAAUGAAAAAGUAAAGGUUUUAGAUCAUGAAAGAAAAGAAAUCUCUCAAAUUAGAUUAAAUUUAGAAAAGAAAUUAAAAUUAAAAGUUAAAGAAAAAUAA
Dictyostelium discoideum AX4 is the source of this 1611-nucleotide messenger RNA. RefSeq lists its product as hypothetical. Bases 1 to 1611 code for a protein of 536 amino acids. The transcript has a single exon. NCBI's taxonomy places the organism in Eukaryota, Evosea, Eumycetozoa, Dictyosteliales, Dictyosteliaceae. The record is from RefSeq and is a predicted model, not a curated record.